UAAAUAAAUAAAAUCUUAAAAAGAAAGAAAGUUAAAAAGAUAAAAAGAAAGAAAGCUAUCAGCAGGAAAUGAUCAAUGCAAGGAAACCAAAUGUGUGGGAAUCUGGGGAAUAGCAUUCCAGGCCCUGAGGCAGGAAUGCACUUGCUGUGUUUGAGGAAUGGUGAGAAAAAAACUAGAAUUUGGUAAGGGCAGGGCACAUGGUAGAUGUGGUCAGAGAGAAGAGUGGGUAAAGCCUGGAUUUCAGGGGAGGUUCUCAAGCAGUGAGAUUCAUGCUCUGAUAUAUGAUUUAAAGACAGCACUCUGGCUCUGUGUGGGGGACCACCUGCAGGGGUCAGGGUGGAAGUGGGGUGCUGCUGCUUUCAGGGCCAAGGGUUGGGGCAGUGCCUCAGUGAGGCAUGGCGAUGGAGGAGGGAGGUAGCAGACCCAGGAUCUGUUUUUCAAGCAGAACAGACAGGACUUGCUGAUGGGGGGAAGGAGUAUGACAGGGAGAUGAAGGGAGAGGUCUCCCCCUGCUGCUCUCUGCCCCCUCCCCUCACCUUGUGUCAGCCUCAGUGCCUCCCUGGCCCUGGGUGGGAGGGGAGUAGGGAUCAGAGGAAGGAAUGGAGUGCUCAGUGCUGUGCUCACUGGAAGCUCAAGGUCUGUGGGAACCUGGAGGAUGAGUUCUCCAUCAUCAACUUGGGGAAUCAGAGAAGGCUUCCUGGAGGAAGGGGUAUCUAAGUAGAAACCCAGAGGACGAGGAGGCAUUCAGCACAAGGCAGGGGAGGAAGUGAAGGUUUGGGGCAAUGAAAAGGUGCUCACAGAACUGAAGGAAGUGGGAGGCUGCCAGAAGCCCGAGCGGGAGAGGCAACAGUGAACCAGCCAUGAAGCUGGGGGAAGAGCUGGCUGGGCAGACACACUCCCCAAGGGCCUCAAAGGUCCCACUGAGAGGUUUCCAUUCAAUUCUGAGUACACUAGCUUUCAAAUGGGUGGUGAUGUUCUGCUUUUUAAACAGCAGAACCAGAUUUCCUGUGAACGCAGGUGAGAGGGGAGCAGCUGUGGGGAGCAGGGCCCAUGGCCGUCAGCUGAAGCCAGGGAAUAAGGUUGAAAAGACACCACUGUGGCUCAAGCAUGUUUGGGCAAAAAAGGGCCUCUGACGAACCAUCUUAAUCUAAAAUUCAUCGCAAGGGCACAAGUGGAUUCCAACGGUCAAAGACUCAGUCCUCAAAGGUCCUAUAGAUGCUGCUUCUUCUAAAGCAUCCUUCAGAGUCACAACUCACUUUUCACUUACUGAGCACCUGCGGGUGACCUCCUAGAGUAGAGGUUAAGGGCACAGGUUGUGUGGGCCUGCCACUAGUGAACUGUGUGACCUUGGUGUGUUACUUAAUCUGAGCCUCAGUUUCCCCCACCUGCAAAGUGUGGGUGGUAAUCAUAGACCCCAGUCCUUGAAUUACUGUGAGGAUUAAGUGAGUUAAUGAUUAAAGUAUCAAGAAGACUGUCUGGUGCAUAUUUAGGGCUCCGUGAGUGCAUUUUCAUGCAAUGCAGCCCAUUUGGUCUUUACCAAAACUUAGCAAAGUUGACAUUAACCUCAGAAGGGGAAACUGAGGCUCAGAGAAGUGAAGUGACUUGUACGAGGUCCCAUAGAAAGUAAGUGGAGGGAGAGAGAGUUACGGGUGACUGAGUCCAGUGCUCUUGGAGGGUUUUGUGUGUCCUUCCUCGUGAACACUCAGUAUGCAUUCUGGUCCCUUCUGUGCAUUUAUUUGUGACCCUAGUUCCCAGCACAUAGCCAGACUUGAGGAGGCAUUCAGUAAGGUGUGAAAGAGAGAAAGAGAGAAAAAAGGAAGAAAGAAAAAGAAAUGACUUGAUGUGGACUUGUAGCCCUUAACAGGUCCUCAAGCCAUGAGCCACCAGAUCCUGCUGCUCCUGGCCGUGCUGACCCGGGGCGUGCCCAUCUCCCAACAGCAAGAUAAGGCGCCCUGUGAGAUGGUCGACAAGGAGGUAUCGUGCCAGGCUCUUGGCCUGCUCCAGGUCCCGUCGAUGCUCCCGCGGGACAUCGAGGCCCUCGACCUAUCUGGAAACCACCUGCGGAGCAUCCUGGCCUCCCCCCUGGGCUUCUACACGGCACUUCGCCAGCUGGACCUGAGCACCAAUGAGAUCAGCUUCAUCCAGACGGGGGUCUUCCAGGCUCUGCCCCACCUGGAGCACCUCAACCUGGCCCAUAACCACUUGGCGGCGGGUACCGUGCUGAGCACCCCUGGCCUGGGCCCCCUGCCUCGUGUGACCUCCCUGGACCUGUCCGGGAACAGCCUGUACAGUGGCCUGGUGGAGCGGCUGCUGGGGGAGGCGCCCGCCCUGCGCGCCCUCUCGCUGGCGCAGAACAGCCUCACGCGCCUGGGCCGCCGCACCUUCUGGGGCACGCCCGCGCUGGAGCGGCUGGACCUCCACAGCAACGUGCUCAUGGACAUUGAGGACGGAGCUUUCGAGGCCCUGCCCCACCUGGCCCACCUGAAUCUCUCCAGGAACUCCCUCACCUGCAUCUCCGACUUCAGCCUCCAGCAGCUGCGUGUGCUCGACCUGAGCUGCAACAGCAUCGAGGCCUUUCAGACGGCCCCAGACCCGCAGGCUGAGUAUCAGCUGGCCUGGCUUGACCUGCGGGAGAACAAACUGCUCCACUUCCCAGACCUGGCCUCGCUUCCCAGACUCCUCUACCUGAACGUGUCCAACAACCUCAUCCGGCUCCCGACGGGGCUGGCCCAGGGCGGCGAGGGCAUCCACGCACCUUCUGAGGGGUGGUCGGCCCUGCCCUUCUCCAACCCCAGCCGGAAUGCCAGCGGCCAUGCCCUCUCCCAGCUCCUGAAUCUGGAUUUGAGCUACAAUGAGAUUGAGCUGGUCCCCGAGGGCUUUCUUGAGCCCCUGACCUCCCUUCGCUUCCUGAAUCUCAGCCGGAACUGCCUGCGAGCCUUUGUGGGGCUGCGUGCCGGCUUCCUGCCUUGCCUCGUGCACCUGGAUGUGAGCCACAAUGCGCUGGCGACGCUGGCGCUGGGCACCAGAGCCCUGGGGUCCCUGCGGACGCUGCUUCUCCAGGACAACGCCCUGCAGGACCUGCCCCCAUACACUUUCACCGGCCUGGCCAGUUUGCAGAGGCUGAACCUUCAGGGAAACCAGGUCAGGCCUUGUGGGGGGCCGGCGGGGCCUGGGCCCCUGGGCUGUGUGGCCUUCUCUGGCCUGUCCUCCCUCCGCAUCCUGAACCUGGUGGGCAAUGGGAUGGAACGACUUCAGGCUGGUGCCUUCCUCCACACGCCACUUACUGAGCUGGACCUGUCAGGGAACCCGGGGCUGGAUGUGGUCUCGGGAGCCCUGGCAGGCCUGGAGGCCUCCUUGGAGGUCCUGGCCCUGCAAGGCAAUGGGCUGGCUGUCCUCCAAGUGGACCUGCCCUUCUUCAGCUGCCUUAAGCGUCUCAACCUGGCUGAGAAUCGCCUGAGCCACCUGCCGGCCUGGACACAGGCUGUGUCCCUGGAGGUGCUGGACCUGAGGAACAACAGCUUCAGCCUUCUGCCGGGCAGUGCCAUGGGAGGCCUGGAGUCCAGCCUGCGGCGCCUCUAUCUGCAGGGCAACCCACUAAGCUGUUGCGGCAAUGGCUGGCUGGCUGCCCAGCUGCACCGGGGCCGUGUGGACGUGGACGUGACCCAGGACCUGACCUGCCGCUUCGGCUCCCAGGAGGAGGUAGCCCUGAGCCACGUGCGCCCCGAGGACUGUGAGAAGGGAGGACUCAAGAACAUCAACCUCAUCAUCAUUCUCACCUUUGCGCUGGUCUCGGCCAUCCUCCUCACCACCCUGGCCACCUGUUGCUGUGUCCGCCGGCAAAAGUUCAACCAACAGUACAAAGCCUAGAGAACCCAGGGGGCUGCAGAGUGGCGCAGUGGGGAGACCUUCUGGGUCAGCCGGGGAGCCAGAGGCCCAGACAGGGGUGGGGACUGGCCCAAGGUCACAUGGUGAGCCAGGGUCAGGGAAUGGUAGUCUCUCCAUCCCAGCCCAGGGCUCCUCUCCUCAUGUCCCGCAGUCAUGGUGGACAGCCCACAUCCCAGGCCACACGUGGGGUCCAGCCAUGGGGGCCAGAAGUUGGGCACUUUCAGGAGCGACAGAGAAUAAGGCUGACCUGUUCGAUCAGCAGAUCUCUGCCAGGCAUCUGUUCCAUGCCACAUCCAGCUCCAGGCGCUGGGGAUGCCGGUGAAGGAGACACACCCUGCCCUCGAGGGCUCCAAGUUCUGGCAGGGAGCUGCUUGUGGAGCCACAUGGUGACCACACAGGGUGGGAGGCCAGGGCUCUGGGGCACUGCAGCCCCCCAGCUGGCUGGGGAGUGGAGGGUCUCACCCCUGCCAGGGCCAGAGUGCAGGAGGGACAAGACCAGGAAGACUCACCUGAAAUGCAUCCAAGCAGACCAUUGGUUACAUCUUCCCGUAAUGACUUUCAGCUUCUCUGGAGCAUGAAGAGCUCAUGGGUGGAAGGGAACCAGAGGCCCACGAGUAGGUCUUGGAUCUGGCUCUGUGGCUGCAGCAGCUCCCAUGGAGCCUGGAGUUCCCACCCCAGUGCUGGACCAUUCCAUUUCCGGCUCCCACAGGCUCUUUCCCUGCUCAGCACUCCCAGGGUGCAGAUACUCACCCCAGUACUGCUCUAGGCCCCCACCUCCCUCCACAGGCACCCUGUUUGUCCCCAGCACCCACACCCUGGCUGGUGAACCAGGAGUUAGAACCUUAGGUCUCCGGUUCUGUUUUACACCUGGCUUGCUGGAGGUGGGGACAUGUCUGUGUCUUUAUGAGGUUGCUCAGAGGUUGCUAUUUAACCCAUUUUACGGAAACUCCCAAACUCUCCCUUCAGGGUCCUCCAGCCAAGAAAUGCCAGACCUGAGAUUCAGACUCAGCUCCUCCCGUCUCCUCUGCCUGACCUUUGCCACUGUGGGGUGGACAGGAAAUGGCUCCAUGUCGAGGGAGCAGGGCCUGGGAGCAUCCUUUGGGGCACAUGUCCACCCACCCCUCUCCCUCCUCUCUUCCCGGCAGGCAGUCCCAGGCUGCCUUCUCUGCCUCAGUUUCCCUUAUUCCCUUCUUUGCAGGCUGGUGUGUGCUCACCUUUUUCUCUUGCUCUUGCGUUCCCUGUUCAUUGAGCAAGAGCCUGGAGUUUGAGAACAUGGAGGCCAACCUCGCCCAUUGCACAGAUAGGGAAACUGAGGCUGAGGAAGAGACUGGAACUUAGAGAUUCACAAGCCAGUGGCAAAGCCCAUGACUAAAGUGGAUUCAGAGCUCAUUGCAGGUGUGAAGGGGACUUGGGGGCUGGACCUGAGUGAUGUCCUUCUCGCUCAGCUGUCCUAUCACAAGAUAAUUCUGGCUCCAAACACUUUUGGGUCCUCGUCAUGCAGGGACUUUUUCCACCCUGCAAGAGUGGGUAGAAAAACCCAUCUAGAUAUAACUCCCUUUUCCUCAUGCCCUUGGAAUCAUGGCCUGUCCAGGAAGCCCGGGGUCAGCCCAAGUCCCUCUGUUGUUGUCUUCACUAUCUUACCCAUGCUUGGCCCAUGGUCUGGCUCAUGGUGGUGCUCGGUAAAGUUUGAGACAAUGAAAACACCCCUCUCUCUGCCCCAUUUUAUAGACGAGAAAACCGAGGCCCAGAGAGGGUCAAGGACUCAGGGAGUCAGUGGCAGAGCCGAGGCUAGAAGCUGGUGUCCUGGCCUCAGCCUAGGGCCCUGGUGGCGUGUGGGGCAGCCAGGUGGACCCAGUCCUGGUUGGGAUCACAACCACAGGUGCUCACUGCACAGAAACACUCUUCCUCAGGCCUGGAGGGCAAGGUGUGGGCCCCUUCAGGCCUGAUUUCUGAAAACACUACACAAUGCUGCUCUCACCUCCAGGAGCCAGGCCACAAUGCCCGCCUGGGGACCAGCUCUUUGUAUAACCCACAUGAAUGUAUUAAAAUAUAAUUUUGGAGAAACAGUGUGGCCUGCCAGCCUCCUCCUUGCUGUGGACCAUGGGCAUCAUUGCACCCACUUGAACUCCUUCUGCUUCCAUCAUAGUUUUUAAAUCCUCAAGGCAAACUCCACUGAGGGGAGACGGAGGCUCUGGGUCCUCACCACCCUUGACCUUGGGGCCUCAGCCCUCAUUCCCUGGCCACACUUCUGACCCUCGCCUUCAACAA
This is a messenger RNA of Mustela erminea (ermine), 6153 nucleotides long. It is a transcript of the gene LRRC32, whose product is annotated as leucine rich repeat containing 32. The record is from RefSeq and is a predicted model, not a curated record. Gene Ontology annotation, molecular function: protein binding. The coding region runs from base 1876 to 3867 and encodes 663 amino acids. Lineage: Eukaryota; Metazoa; Chordata; Mammalia; Carnivora; Mustelidae. The transcript has 3 exons. Gene Ontology annotation, cellular component: extracellular matrix; cell surface.